AUGGAUUUGUUGACAUUCAAUCAAUUUGCAGUGCUCCUCUGGAAAAAUUUUACCUUAAAGAGGAGGCAGUUCUUUACUUUAACAUUGGAAGUCUUAACAGCACUGGUGUUUCCGGUGAUGAUUUUGCUAUUCCGUACACAUAUUGCUAUAAAGGUUGUUGGACCUUACAAUUAUACUUCUCAGCCCAUCAAUACUUUGCCUUCUUUCAUCAAAAAUCCUGAGGAGUGGGAAUUGAUUUAUGUGCCUUCUGACAUUGAUGUGGUACAGGAGAUCACUGAGAAUGUGAAGAGGUAUCUGAACAUCAAUGUAAAAGUUCGAGGGUUUGCUUCAGAAAUGGAGCUUGAGACGUACAUUAAGUAUGACUAUGGAUCGAGUAAAGUACUGGCUGCCAUCAUUUUUGACUGUAACUUCAAAAGCAGCAGUGACCCUCUGCCACUUCAGGUAAAAUAUCAUCUGCGUUUUGUUAAGAUACAGAGAUCUUUGAUGUGGCCAGACAGGCUGGGCUGGAAGACAUCCUUACUCUUUCCUAUUUAUCCCUCUGUAGGACCCAGGAACGCAGAUUUUAAUGAUGGAGGAAGUCCUGGGUACAUCAGAGAAGGGUUCCUGGCUGUACAGCAUGCCUUAGAUAAGGCCAUCAUGCUGUAUCAUGAGAGCAGUGCUAGCCAGAAACUGUUCGAUAGUAUCAGUAUCUUUACACAGAGAUUUCCAUACCCAGCUUAUUCUCAUGAUGGAUUAAUUUGGAUCACUAGUUCCUUCCUCCCUUUGACGUUCAUACUCAUGUUCUCUCCAACUGUACUAUCCAUCAUGCGAUCCAUUGUCUGGGAAAGGGAAAAAAGAUUGAAGGAGUACCAGCUUAUAAUUGGACUUAAAAACUGGAUCAUCUGGGCUGCAUAUUUCUUCACAUUCUUCUUUUUUUAUAUGAUUAUUAUCUCUAUGAUAUGUGUUUUAUUCUCUAUUUUUAGUGAGCCAAUCUUUCGCUUCAGUGACGGUAGUUUCAUCUUCGUCUUUCUUAUGUGUUAUGCCAUUGCUUCAAUAUUCUUUGCCUUUAUGGUUAGCACAUUCUUCAAUAAAGUCCGUUUAGCUGCUUCUGCUGGAAGUCUCCUAUAUUUUGCCAGUUUCUUUCCAUUUAAUACCAUUACUCAAUUCUACGGGCAGAUGACCCUCACCAAGAAGGUGGCUGCCUGUCUCAGCUCAAAUGUUGCAUUGGCACUGGGGAUUAGAUGUCUGCUCAAGUUGGAAUUAAGACAAAUUGGUAUUAGAUGGGAUAACAUUUGGACACCAGUCAACCUUGAGGAUAAUCUCAUGUUUGGCUAUAUUUUGUUAAUGCUUUUACUUGAUGCUUUCUUAUAUGGCCUUGUGACCUGGUAUACAGAAACUGUCUUUCCAGGGUGGUAUGGCGUGCCCCAACCAUGGUACUUUUUUCUUAUGCGCUCAUACUGGUUUGGUGAACCAAAAGUUAGGAAAAAAGAAGAAAUGAAAAGCUGUGGGGAAACUCUAAACAAGUAUUUUGAGGCUGAACCUACUAGUUUGGUGGCAGAUAUCCAGAUCAAACAUUUGCACAAGGAAUUUGGUGACAAAGUAGUAGUAAACAACAUGUCUUUGAAUUUAUAUAAGGGGCAAAUCACUAUUCUUCUAGGACAAAAUGGGGCAGGAAAAACUACAGCCUUGUCUCUUCUCAUAGGUAUGUAUUCGGCUCUGUUUAGAGCAGAAGUUUAUAUUCAUGGAUUUGACAUCUCAAAGAACAUAAUUGAGAUUCGAAAAAACUUGGGCUUCUGCCCACAACAUGACAUGUUGUUUAAUGACUUGACACUUUCAGAACACCUUUUUUUCUACUCUGUGGUAAAAAGAAUAUAUCAAAACAUGUAUUCUACAGAAAUUGACCAUAUGCUGUCUACUUUUAACCUGCUAGAAAAGCGUGAUACAUUUUCAAAGUCACUGAGUGGAGGAAUGAAGCGCAAACUCGCCAUCAUUAUAGCACUCAUAGGGGACUCCCAGGUAGUGAUACUUGAUGAACCAUCAUCUGGCAUGGACCCAGUCUCAAGGAGAGCCACCUGGGAUCUCCUUCAACAGUAUAAACAGGAUCGUACCAUCUUACUGACCACCCACUACAUGGAUGAAGCUGAUUUCCUGGGUGACCGCAUUGCCAUCAUGGUCAAGGGGACACUGCAAUGCUGUGGCUCUUCUGUCUUCCUGAAACAAAUAUAUGGUGCUGGAUAUCACAUAGUCAUGGAGAAAGAAUCACAUUGUGAUGUUGAAAAGAUCUCAGCAAUAAUUCACUCUCAUAUUCCAGAUGCCACUGUGGAAAACUUUACUGGAGCUGAAUUAUUGUUUAUCCUACCCAAAGAAUAUACACAGAGGUUUGAAGCUCUGAUUAAUGACCUGGAAAAUAAACAAAAAGAGCUGGGCAUUGCCAGCUUUGGUGUUUCAAUCACCACCAUGGAAGAAGUCUUCAUUAAGGUCAAUAACCUGGCAGAUUCCCAAAUGGAUAUUCAGGAUACCCACUCUCCUUCCUUGAAGGGCCAAAAAAUGAGACAAGACAUGAAGUGGAAUAUGAAUAUGCCCAGAUAUCAUGAGAGAGCUGUUUUUUCUAGAUUGAAUGAAAUUGCUACUAUUAAAUUUAAUACUGGGUUUUCACUUUACUGCCAGCAAUUUCAUUCCAUGUUUAUAAAGAGAGCACUAUUCACUUGGCGCAAUUGGAAGUUGAUGUUGCUACAGAUAUCAGUAAUUUUGGUUUUCACUUCGUAUCUUUUAAGAACUGCACACUCACAUCUUGACCUACCCAUGAGAGAAUUGGACUUGAGUCAAUAUGGUCAAACAAUUGUACCUUACUCAAUUUCAGGGAAUUCUGAUUUGGCUCUGAAUUUCAUAAAUAAUCUUAAGAUUUUUCUAAAACGUAAGAAUCAAGAACUUUGGGAAGUGCAAGGUAAGGUAACAAAACAUAUAAUGGAAAACAAAGAGUUUCAUGACUUCUCCAUUACUGCACUUUCCAUUGAGGUUGAAAAUAACAAAACAGUAUUUACUGUUUUGUUCAAUAAUGAGGCAUACCAUUCAGCGGCAACAUCACUGGCAAUGUUAGACAACGUUCUUUUUAUGUCACUUUCUGGCCCCAAUGCUUCCAUCAAAGUCUCCAACAAGCCUCAACCUCUCCCUCUUUAUGAUCAUAACGUAAUGCCUACAAAUGGAUUACAAAUAGUAAUAAGUUUGGCUUUUGGCAUGGCUGUUGUGGUCAGUAGCUUUUGCCUUCAGACAGUGACUAAGAGAACCACUAGGGCAAAGCACAUCCAGUUUGUGAGUGGGGUCUCUGUACUUACUUACUGGCUCUCUGCUUUUCUGUGGGAUCUCAUCUACUUCUCCAUUCUCUGCUGCUUACUACUGGGAGUGUUCCAAUACUGCAGAUUGGAUGCAUUUGUUGCAGAUUACAACUUUCUGGACACAAUGAUGAUCUUUAUGCUGUAUGGUUGGUCUGCUGUACCUCUCAUGUAUCUUGGAAGCUUCCUGUUUUCUAGUAGUACUGCUGCCUACAUCAAGCUCACCCUCUUUAACUACUUUUCAACUAUUUUCAGUAUCAGCAUUUACAUCAUAAGACAACACUAUGGCCUUGAUUUUCCUCACUACACCAGAACCUUCAUAGAUAGUAUCUUAGUGAUGCUUCCUAGUUACAACUUUGCAAUGUGUAUCAGCAAAUUCUCUGAUAACUAUGAGGUGAAAAAGCUGUGUGCCAGACAACUUCCAAGUAUAUCUGUGAACUGCAGUAAAACAUCUGUUGAGAACAGUGUCUAUAAUUUUGGAACACAUGGGAUUGCAAAAUUUUUGAUUGCAUUGGCUGUCUUGGGCUUAUUUUAUCUCCUUUUGCUUUUGUGUCUGGAGACUACAUCCUGGAGCCUGCAAAACUUUCUGUCUCAUAAAAUUUUAUCUAAUGUCCACAACCUACUCAUAAAAGGCAGGAAGAUUAGGUCAAGAAUUGGCUACUGUCCUCAAGAUGACCCCAUGCUCAACCACAUGACAGGUCAGGAAAUGCUGAUGAUGUAUGCCAGGCUUCAAGGGGUCCCUGAGCCAGACAUUUACAAGUAUGUGGAAACAUUUUUGUAUGCAAUGCACCUGGAAACAAAUGCUGAUGAGUUUGUCCACAUAUACAGUAAAGGAAACAGACGUAGACUGAAUACUGCUAUUGCCCUAAUGGGAAAGUCCUCAGUUGUGUUCCUAGAUGAGCCAUCUACUGGCUUAGACCCAGUAGCCAGGCGUCUGCUGUGGGACACAAUUACAUGGAUGUGUAGAAGAGGCAAAGCUAUCGUUAUAACUUCCCACAGCAUGGAAGAAUGUGAGGCCCUCUGUACCAGACUGGCCAUUAUGGUAAAGGGGAGGUUCAAGUGCCUGGGCAGUCCUCAGCACCUCAAGAACAAGUUUGGUAAUGCAUACACUCUGACAGCAAAGAUUAAGUUUGGAAACAAUGAAGAUAAACUAGAAGAGUUCAAAGAAUUCAUGGCAGCAACUUUCCCAGGUAACAUCAUACACCAGGAGCAUCGAGGGAUUAUUAGCUACUACAUUCCCAAAAAGGAAAUCUGCUGGGGAAAGGUGUUUAGUAUUUUGGAGGAAGCUAAAGUGCUAUUCAAUCUAGAAGACUAUUCUGUCAGUCAGAUAACACUGGAGCAAGUCUUCCUGACCAUUGCUAAUAUUGAUAAAACAGAAAGUAUUCAAGAAAUAAAAGUGCUAUGA
Molecule: messenger RNA, 4713 nt
Organism: Neomonachus schauinslandi (Hawaiian monk seal)
Lineage: Eukaryota; Metazoa; Chordata; Mammalia; Carnivora; Phocidae
Product: phospholipid-transporting ATPase ABCA3-like
Exons: 28
Coding region: 1-4713 (1570 amino acids)
Biological process (GO): transmembrane transport; lipid transport
Cellular component (GO): membrane; intracellular membrane-bounded organelle
Molecular function (GO): ABC-type transporter activity; ATP hydrolysis activity; ATP binding
Source: RefSeq, a predicted model, not a curated record